GGGUGGGGGGGGGGGGGAAGCGGAGGUUCAUGCCGCCGGGGGUUGUCGUCGUCCCCCUCCUGCCUGCGGAGGGAAAGAGAGCGGUCUCGCCUCGGAGCUCGCCUGCCCGUAGAGGUGGAUCUUUUCGGAACUUCAGACGAGAUCCGGAGGGUGCGAAACGGGCCUGGGGCAGGCUGGGAGCGCGGUGGCUCGGCCUCUGGAGGGUCGCCCUGUGGCGCAGCCGCUUCGGUGGGUGGCGGGUGGCUUUUCUGGGAGGGCCAUGGGGAGAAAGAAACCUCUCGUCAGCCCCUGAGCAUAAGGAGGCAGGGGUGGCUGGUGCUCUGUUUUCCCUGAAAAGCGUGGAGUCACGUUUAGAGCCUCAGACGGCCUUGGCUCCCCCGCUGCCAUCGGGGCUGGUCAGCGGCUGGCAGGGGUCGGCCUAGGGAAUGAGCCGGGGGAAAAGGAGCGUUACCCUCCUGCCCAGGUGAGGAAAUGCACCUGGGCCACCUUACUAGGGACACUCACCUGGGGAAAAAAUAAUAAAAAAAAAAUAUUGAAGAAAAUCAGAUACGUGAAACGAAACUGUUCCAGGGGUCUGACGAAUUACAGCUGUGUCGGUGAGGUAAUAUAAGAUUUCGUUUAUAAAAGAGAGAGGAAGCAGGCAUGUCAGCUCUUUGUCCACCACCGUCUCCUGCAGUUGCUAAAACAGAGAUCUCUUUGAAUGGCGAGUCACCUUUAUUAGCUGCCACUUUUGCUUACUGGGACAAUAUUCUUGGGCCCCGAGUGCGGCAUAUCUGGGCCCCAAAGACAGAGCAGGUACUUCUCAGUGAUGGUGAAAUAACUUUUCUUGCUAACCACACCCUGAAUGGAGAAAUACUUCGGAGUGCAGAAAGCGGUGCAAUAGAUGUGAAGUUCUUCGUCUUGGCAGAAAAGAGGGUAAUAAUUGUGUCAUUAAUCUUUGAUGGAAAUUGGAAUGGAGACAGAAGCACAUACGGACUAUCAAUUAUACUUCCACAAAGUGAACUUGGCUUCUACCUGCCACUACACAGAGUGUGCGUGGAUAGGUUAACACAUAUUAUAAGGAAAGGAAGAAUAUGGAUGCAUAAGGAGAGGCAAGAACAUUUCCAGAAGAUUGUCUUGGAAGGCUCGGAGAGAAUGGAGGAUCAGGGCCAGAGCAUCAUUCCAAUGCUGACAGGAGAAGUCAUUCCUGUAAUGGAACUCCUUUCAUCUAUGAAAUCACACAGUGUUCCAGAAGAAAUAGAUAUAAGUGACACAGUGCUAAAUGAUGAUGACAUUGGGGAUAGUUGCCACGAAGGCUUUCUUCUCAAUGCAAUUAGUUCACACCUACAGACCUGUGGGUGUUCUGUAGUUGUAGGAAGCAGCGCAGAAAAAGUUAAUAAGAUUGUGAGAACAUUGUGUCUGUUUCUUACACCAUCAGAGCGGAAGUGUUCCAGACUCUGUAGAAAUGAGUCAUCUUUCAAAUACGAGUCAGGACUUUUUGUCCAAGGCUUACUCAAAGAUGCAACAGGAAGCUUUGUGUUGCCCUUCCGUCAAGUAAUGUAUGCCCCAUAUCCUACUACACAUAUAGAUGUAGAUGUCAAUACAGUGAAGCAGAUGCCCCCUUGUCAUGAGCACAUCUAUAACCAACGACGAUAUAUGAGAUCUGAGCUGACAGCAUUUUGGAGAGCUAAUUCAGAUGAAGAAAUGUCUCAAGAUCAUAUUAUCCACACAGAUGAGAGUUUCACACCCGAUUUAAAUGUCUUUCAAGAUAUCGUGCAUCGAGAUACGUUAGUAAAAGCCUUCCUGGAUCAGAUCUUUCAUCUGAAGCCUGGCUUGUCUCUAAGGAGUACUUUCCUUGCACAGUUUCUGCUAGUCCUUCACAGAAAAGCCUUAACUUUAAUAAAAUACAUAGAGGAUGACACGCAAAAAGGAAAAAAAACCUUUUAAGUCUCUUCGUAGUUUAAAAGUAGAUCUUGACUUAACAGCAGAGGGCGAUCUUAACAUUAUAAUGGCUUUGGCUGAGAAGAUUAAACCAGGUCUACAUUCCUUUAUC
Tyto alba (common barn owl) is the source of this 2032-nucleotide messenger RNA. RefSeq names its product C9orf72-SMCR8 complex subunit (gene C9orf72). Gene Ontology annotation, cellular component: autophagosome; endosome. Gene Ontology annotation, molecular function: guanyl-nucleotide exchange factor activity. The transcript has 11 exons. Gene Ontology annotation, biological process: endocytosis; autophagy. Bases 643 to 1926 code for a protein of 427 amino acids. The record is from RefSeq and is a predicted model, not a curated record. Lineage: Eukaryota; Metazoa; Chordata; Aves; Strigiformes; Tytonidae.